UUUAUUUAAUUAUCAUUAACAGAUGAAAAAAAUCAAUAUUAACAAAACAUUUCGGGCUUUUUUAAAAAUAAAACAAUAAAACAAGUUAUUGAUAAGAAAGUUUAAGAUAGAAACAAAAAAACAACAAAAUACGUGGACAUAUUUCAUUUUGCAAAAGUUAUUUGUUAAAACCACACGAAACAAUAGAAUCGUUCUAAAUAUUUUUUAAAACAGCUGCACACGUCAGCAUUUUAGUUAUUAAUAAAUAAUGGAAAAUAAAGAUAAUCCUCCGAAAUGUAUACAUUUAAAAGUUUCCUCCGGAGCACCAGUAUUAGUUAAACUAACAACUAAUGGUACUUCACACUUUUAUACACCUAUACCGGGUGGUUUUCCUCCGGGAGCUGGCGGUCAAGGUCCUGGGCCUUAUCAGGUAGGACCUCAUGGUCAUAUGCCACCACCGCCUCAAGCCGGUACACCACAACCUCAACAGCAGCAGACGUCAUCAGUGGGAAAUACUUCUCAGCAACAGCAGCAACAUUCACCAGCAUCACAUUCCGCCAAUCAUUCACCAUCGCCACCUAGUAAUAACUAUCACAAGGAUGAAAGAACUCAGAGACAGCAUACCAAAUUGUUAAGAAAACUGGACAAGCAACGUUCUGCUGUUUCAUCGCCAGCACAUUCUCCGUCACCCCGUCGCCAAGAGCCACAAAUGAAUGGUCACAAUACUAAUAAUAAUGGAUCUUUAAGGUCACAACAACAACAACAGCAGCAACAUAAUAACAACAACAAUCAUCAUCAACGCAAACAACAGCAACAAACACAUCAACAACAACAACAACAGCAGCCACAACAGCAACGUAAUGGUAAUGUUUCUAAUUAUAAUAACAGACAGGGAGCCUCUUCAGUUGCCUCCUCUGAAGAAGGUGAUGAUAAUUUAUCUUUAGGUGUUAAUGGUGCUGACGGUGAUGAAGAAGAAGAUUAUCAGGCUUCAAUAGUUGAACAAUUAUCGACUAUACAAAAGCCUGAAGUAACUGACAUAACAUCACGUUCAGCCAAAAUUGUCUGGGAGGCACCACAAUGUAUUAGUGAAUCCGCAUUGCAGUUGAUAAAUAUGCGUGAGUUGCGUUACAAUGUCCUCCUAAGCGAUCGUGCAAAAGAAUGUAAAUAUAAAAGUCUGUAUAAAGGUUCCUCGUAUGAUUGCAUUGUACAAGAUUUAAAGCCAGGCCAAGAGUAUGUGGUACGUUUACAGGUGCACUAUGAACAUUUACAUGGUACAGCCUCAGAGCCUACAGAAUUUACAACGCCAGCAUGUGAACCAGAUCGUCCAGCAGCGCCUCGUAUGGUAAUGUGCACCAAGAAUUCAUUGCAUUUACGUUGGAAUAAUCCCUUAUGCAAUGGUUCUUCGAUACAGCAUUAUCUUUUGGAAUAUGAUGAGGGUAAGACUGGGGCACGUGUGGUUAAUGAGGCCGCUUGUAAAUUUGUAGAAGCUGUUAAGACUAAAGGCAGACAAUACAUAAUGACCAAAUUACAACCCUCAACCAUUUACAAUUUUCGUUUGGCAGCUGUAAAUGAGGUAGGACCUUCGGCCUAUUCGCCUGUGUGUACCUUUAGUACCCAGGGCAAUCCUCCUUCAGCUCCAAAACCUCCUACUCUGCAAGCAUUUAAUUCUUCAUCAUUGCGUCUGGUUUGGGAAAGACGUCAGUCAGAUGGUGCUACUUGUAUUUAUGUCCUACAAAUGCUAGAUCGUGGCUCUGGCCAUGGCUAUUUAAAUAUGUACAAUGGUCAAGACUGCUCAUACGAAUGUUGUCAGUUACGCCGCGCCACCUUAUACUAUUUCCGUUUAAGAGCUGAAAAUGAAGCUGGUGCCUCUGCUUGGUCAAAUGAGGUGGCCUAUAAGACAGCACCAGAACGUCCAGGACGUCCAGGAAAACCUUAUGCAAAGGGAAAAAUUCAUGGUACUCACUUUCGUGUGCGUUGGGAACCGCCUACGGACAAUGGUGGUGCUGAGAUACAACGUUAUUAUUUGGAAAUUAAUGCAGGCGGUCAAAAGUUCGAUCGUAUAUAUACAGGUGUUGACUGUGAGGCCUCUUGCGAUCGUUUACAACCUGGCACUACCUAUCAAUUGAGAGCUUCCUGCGAGGGACCAGGUGGCUUAAGCCCUUAUUCGGAGGUCAGUCACAUUACCUCUGAAGCUGUAGUACCUGCUGCUCCACCUUCACCCUACUAUGACAAUCCGCCCGGGCCUUAUGCUGCGGUCUUAAGACUCGAUAAGCCGGAAUAUAAUGGUGGUGCUCCCAUUUUAGAAUUUGAAUUGCAAUUGCGUAAAUGCUCGGAACAGGAAACACCACGCAGUGUUUACCGUGGCAAAGAUGCCUAUUGCGUUAUUAAAGAUCUGCAGCCGGGCAAUCAAUAUGAGGUGCAAGUGAGAGCUAUUAAUCGCAUAGGAGCAGGAGCUUGGUCUCCUUGGUUUAAAUUUAGUUCCGCUGCCGCCGCUCCCAAUUGCCCAGAAUCUUUAAAGGUCAUCAUCAAAUCAGCUACACAAUUACAUGUUUCCUGGCAAGAACCAGCGAAUAAAGGAGGAGCCCCCAUUGCAGAAUAUAGACUAGAAAGUGCCACAGCCUCAAACGUGUCAAAUGACAGCGAGUCAAGUACACCACAACCUCCUCCCUCCUCCGCAUUUCACACUUGCUAUCAGGGUCUACAGACCAGUGCGGAUAUACGUAAUCUAAUGCCUUUUACUUAUUACUAUUUCCGUGUUAAUGCCUGCAAUAUGGCGGGUGUUAGUAAAUGGUCACCGUUGGUAAAUUGCCAAACGCCAGCCGCCGUGCCAUCUGCUCCUCAAAUCAAAGACUUGGAAUUUACUUCAAACGAUGCAACAUUACGUUGGUCCUCUCCCGAAUGCAACGGUUCAGAAAUUACCAACUAUACCAUCGAAUAUGCUGAGCGCACCAUCAUGACUUCGGACAAUGCCUGUGAGUACACCGUCACCAAUUUACAACCAGAAACUUCCUAUAAAUUCCGUGUACAGGCCAUUAAUGCCAUUGGCUCUGGUCCCUACUCUCUCUAUGCCAAAUUGACUACACUGCCCUCACCUCCAACGCCGCCCAAAUUGGAAUGCUCUGGUGUGGGUCAUAAUUUCAUCAAACUAAAAUGGGGCGAUGGCAAAAAUUUAGACUUUACCAAAUUCUAUGUAGAAAUGUUUGUCCAAAGAGCUAAAGAAUUCCAAGUGGUAUACUCUGGCACCAAUUGCAUGUGCAAAGUCAAUAAGCUGCAGGAACGCACAGCUUAUACAUUCCGCAUUUGUGCCGGCAACGAUCGUGCUGGCGUAGGCGAGUAUUCAGAAGAAUUUGUAUUCUCUACCUCGGCCUGUCUGCCGAAUAGCAUUAAAGCUCCUCGUAUUGCUCAAAAUUUACCAUCAGCUGCCUCCUCUGCGUCUACAUCGUCUGCUAAUGCAAAUAGUGGUAGUUCGCCAUCCAGCUCUUCGUCGGGUGGUGGCAUAAUACCAUCCGGUUUGCUACCAGAAACUCCCAGUUUUCUAACCGGUUUGGGUAAUCUAAUGUUGGGUGUGCCUCUGACACUGGAAUGGCAACAUUCAAAGAAUUCCUUCUCAGAUCGUGUGGAAUAUAUGCUGCAGUAUGCCAUUGGCAAAGAUGGUGAAUUUAAAAAGAUAUACCGUGGCAGUGAGACCAAAUUUACAAUCGAAAACUUAGAACCAGGUGGCCUAUACCAAUUUCGCGUGUGUCCCAUUCGUGUUACGAACAAUGGAGAAGAUUUAUUGGGUGCAUAUACACCACCAUUCCGUCAUCAAGUGCCACUCAUACCUUCACUAGACGAUAUUGAUGGUAAUCUCUUGGGCAAUGCAGCAGCUCAAAUGUUUGCCGGCCUUAAUGCAGCCUCUGGCAGUGCUAACCAUGCCGCCGGCUCAUGUCAUGGUCAUUCACAUCACCAUACGCAUCAUUCCCAUAUGGGAGGACAUAGUCAUCAUCACAAUCCCCUACAUUCCCAUCACAAUAGUAGACACAGUGGCCAUCAUAAUAAUAGUAACGGCGGUGGUAGCAAUGAUUCAAAUUCCAAUACAAAUCUUCAUCAUCGUUCCGUCUCUGCUUCGGCUGGCAGUUCGAGUAGCAGUUCAAACAGCAGUAGUAGUAAGAAUCAGAAUUCCAAUGCCAAUAAUACACCGAGCAACAAUACGCUAUUGAUUGGCAGCAAUGCUAUCGGUUUUAUACCCAUUGGCAGUAUGGCCAGUGAACUGGCGGCUAGUUUUGCCGGUUGUGAUGAUCCCAAUCAUCAUCACCACCAUCAUCAUCAUGGUUUUCCCGAUGUCGCUAAUCAACUUAAUGCCACAGCCUCGAGUACAAGCGGCAGCAGUAACAGUUCCAAUAAUCCACAAUCGGCUGCCUCUCUGCUGGCUGCCAGCGCCAAUCAAUUGUUUGCCAACAAUCCCAUUCUACUGCAAGCUGCAACGGCUGCCAUCAGCCAUCAUCAACAUGUUUUGGGUCAUCAUCAUGGCGGUGGGGCUCACAAUCAAAAUGCCGGUGCUUUAAGACGUUUCGUUACCAAACUCAGUUCGGUCUAUUCCAAUCGUAAACGUUUCUCGGAUCAAGAAAAGGCUGUAAUUUUUAUGGUUUCAUUCUUAUUCUUCACUUUCCUCUUUGCCACAUUAGUUAAAAUGUUUAUGCGUUAAGUUUCUAAAAACGAAUUUAUAUAUUUGGGAUCCAAUAAAACUGCAGCGAUUUUCUUUUUUUUU
Lucilia sericata (common green bottle fly) is the source of this 4726-nucleotide messenger RNA. RefSeq names its product fibronectin type-III domain-containing protein 3A (gene mtgo). Gene Ontology annotation, molecular function: acid phosphatase activity; protein binding; metal ion binding. Lineage: Eukaryota; Metazoa; Arthropoda; Insecta; Diptera; Calliphoridae. The transcript has 4 exons. The record is from RefSeq and is a predicted model, not a curated record. The coding region runs from base 248 to 4663 and encodes 1471 amino acids.